Molecule: messenger RNA, 897 nt
Organism: Sparassis crispa
Lineage: Eukaryota; Fungi; Basidiomycota; Agaricomycetes; Polyporales; Sparassidaceae
Exons: 2
Coding region: 1-897 (298 amino acids)
Molecular function (GO): protein binding
Source: RefSeq, a predicted model, not a curated record
AUGUCUUCUGAGGCACCUUUUCCUUUCAAUCAGCCCUCAGCGGAUGUCGUUCUCCGCACGUCGGACGAUGUGGAUUUCCACCUGCACAAACUCAUCCUUUCCCAAGCAUCGCCCUACUACUCCCAUAUGUUUACCUUGAGGCAGCCACCGGGUAAUGAUGAUGAGCCGGUUCGCGUCCCCGAGACCUCGCAGAUUCUAGAUAAAGCACUUCGCAUUAUCUAUCCCGUACCUGAUCCACCGCUGGCGGCAUUGGGCGACGUAGCUGCUCUUCUAGAGGUGGCGACGAAGUACGACUUCGACGCAAUCACAGCUUAUUGUGCGAAGGCACUGCUAGACCCCGAGUUGAUCCGUAAGGAUCCGUUUGGCGUCUAUGCGGUCGCGUAUGAUUUCAAGUUGGAGGAGGAGAUACGUAUCGUGGCGAAGGAGACCCUACGCUAUCCAUACGACCCAUCCGCUCAGCCGUCCAAGGCACUGAUAACAAUUCCUGCCACCGCAUAUAUCUGGUUGAUGCAGUAUCGUGAAAGGUGCAAGGAGGCGGCGGUCGCAGUGAUCUCCCAGAUGAAGGAACCCGACUACGAGUUCGAUGAUUUGGAUUAUCGCUGCCCGGUGUGCGAUGGCACAAGGGCUCACGUGUGGAGAUCAUUAAUAUUCUACGUUGACGCAGAAGGCUACAUCUCACACGCUACCGAGGUGCUGAAUGACACGCCAUCCGCUACGGCUUUCCUGGAGGAUACAGAGCUCGGAUCGACCGUGUUUGUGCGAAAUAAGCCGCAGUGCCAGGCCUGCCUUCCGGGAAUUAGAGAUUCCAUGCGGAAUCUACAAGUGGUGCUCGCCAAAGAUAUCGAUUGUGCAAUCUCGGAGCAAGAACUCCAGAUUGCUUUUGAACCCGCCCAUUAG